AUGGAUUCUGCAUCGGUAGCGUUACAAACACUACUUGGCUGCCUGCGAGAGCAUGGCGCUCUACUUACUCGCGCCGAUGUCGAAUGGGCGUUUAAUUCCGAAAAGAACGUGAAGCAGAUCGAGGGGUUUAUUCGGCGGUUUUUGGGGAAGGAUACGUUGUUGAGUUUGGAAGAAAAGGAAAUAUAUGAUGGCCUUAAAUCUACGGAUUUGUUGUCAUCUACUGUCCCCCCCUUAAGUUCGAGAGCCGCAGACGGUGGGGAGGUUGAGAAAGAGCUUAGAGCCUUAGAAUUCCAGAAUGAGGUUCUUAGACGGGAUAUUAGCCGUCUGAGUGAGCUUAAGUCUGGACAUCAAGCGAAAUUAAAGACCGAGGCGGCAUACCAAACAGAUUUACUUCAGAGUAGAGAACAUCUUCAACGUUCCUAUGCAUCUGAGAGAGAUCAAAAUGCUGCUGCUAUAGACGAUCUAGAAUCCAAUUUCCGCGCUAGUAUCUCAGACCUUCAAGGCGCAUCCGGGAAACUCGAUUUCACGAUGUCUGCUAUGUCAGAGAUCACGCGUAAUGACGAUAGGUUACUCGCUAGGUUGCAAAGUAUUAUCUCUGAUAUCCUCCUCGCUAGUGAGAGGAGUGGCGAUGAGGUGAUGUCUACUGCGACGGAGUAUGCGGAGAUGCUGGCUACGCUUGAAGAGCAGAUUAUAAAAACUAGGGUUGAUAGAACUUUUUUGGAUUAUGUGGCUUCUUACUCCGAAGGGAAACAGAAUGAGAUGGAAGGGGCGCCAUAUAUUGAUCGUGAAGAGUUUGAUGAAUUGAUCGUGGAGGUAGCAGAGGUGGCGGGGAUGAGAGCUAAGGAAGGGCUGUUGGAGCCGAUUUUGGAACAUUUGGUUGCGGAGGGGAAGGGUAGAAAGGGUAGUAUGGCGGUUCGGUGCGCCUAUAUCUUGAAUACAUUAUCUAUUCUGGAUGCGAGGAAUAGAGAAGCUGAAGCAGAGAUUUCAGUUAGGAAUAACAUGCAGUACGUAUCCGGACGGAUGCAAACACUAUUCGAACUAUCGAUGAGAGAUUUCCACGAAGCAGUACAAGCCUAUCAUCGAAAUAUUUCAUCUCAAGCAAAGACAUUACCACUACCCCAACCGCAGCAACCAUCGGCCAUGGACGAAAAACUAGCAUACUUGGAAAGCAAGAUAUGGAGGUCUAUGGGUAUCGCUUCGCUAAAUCCUGAGGAAGGGUUGGCGAAGGCGAUCGAAGGACGCACGACGAAGUUACAGUCGAAAGAGGACCUGUAUAAGCAGCUUUGGGAGGCACAUUUGAAAUAUCUGCAAGAAGGGGAGGGAGUUGUGAGCGGUCUUGGGAACUGUGUGGGUGAAGGGGAAGGUGCCGGUGGUGGAAGGUUGGGGGCGGUUGAAGAUAGGGUGAAGGGUAUUAGUGCUGAAGUUGGACAGAUUGCGAUGAAGGCUAACGGGAGGGAUAUGGCAAAGGCGGCAGUUAUAAAUGGGUUAAAAGAAAAGGAAAUGUAUGGGGCUUGA
Orbilia oligospora ATCC 24927 is the source of this 1515-nucleotide messenger RNA. RefSeq lists its product as uncharacterized. The transcript is spliced from 4 exons. Bases 1 to 1515 code for a protein of 504 amino acids. The record is from RefSeq and is a predicted model, not a curated record. NCBI's taxonomy places the organism in Eukaryota, Fungi, Ascomycota, Orbiliomycetes, Orbiliales, Orbiliaceae.